UGUUCAUUUUUCAAAGGACAAAGAAUGCUUUGCAUAUUCAUAUAUUCAGUACAUUAAGCGCUAGCAACAUAAUAAACUGUAGUUCAUUCUAAGGACUACACUUUAAAACGGCUUUCCAUAUUAUGUGUCUUCCACCCCGAGAACAUGUUGCGUUUUUGUUCGCGUGAAAACACAUUUUAGAUCGAGCUCUGCUCCUGUGAAUGAAAGACCCUCCCUUGUUGCUGCGACGCCUGUUUCUCCAGACCGUCAUCACAAGCGAUCCGCUCAAUGGGACUUUAGGCUAUUCAAAGCACCAUCGAUUGUGCACCUUCUUAAAGGCCACUAGAACUGAAGGCAAGAUCUGCUGCUGGCUCGUCUGUUAUUUUAUAUUUUGUAGUUUUUUUUCCAGGGGAAGCUGUAACACAAUAGGGACGCUGGAGUUAUGAAGGCUCGACGGAUGACUGGCGCUGUCCGUUCAGCACCACCUUGCGCCCAAUGAUACCAUAAAAAAAACCUACCUGACACCCUCAAACCCGAGCCGGGGGGUCGGGAUAUUGGGGUAUCGGAGGGAAAACGCGUUCGCAUCUUAGAAGUCAUUCAAGGGUUUUGGAUUUCUAUUGUUGGCAUGGACACUUUGAGGUGCACCUGGCACGAUCGUAAACACGUUUGAAUUUACUUAACAUGGGUCCCAGCGGUAUGAUGACGGUCCACGGGUUGGAGAUAUGACUAGAGAGGUACGCAAUGGGCCAAGGGGACGACAAGGAUCGCAUCGUGAUCAACGUCGGAGGAAUCAAGCACCAGACCUACCGCAGCACCCUGCGCACCCUGCCCGGCACUCGACUCUCCUGGCUGGCGGAGCCCGACGCGCCUAAUAACUUCGAUUAUGAUGCGAACAUCGGGGAGUUUUUCUUCGACCGUCACCCCGGCGUUUUCGCCCACAUUCUUAACUAUUACCGCACGGGCAAGCUGCAUUGCCCGGCGGACGUGUGUGGACCUUUGUAUGAGGAGGAGCUGGCGUUUUGGGGGAUCGACGAGACGGACGUGGAACCGUGUUGCUGGAUGACCUACCGGCAGCAUCGAGAGGCGGAGGAGGCUUUGGACAGCUUCGCUGGGGGUGCUCUGGAUCUCGGGCAUGAAGACCCGGAGCUUGAGGCUGUUGCUGAGGCGGCCGAGGGGGACGAGGGUGUUGAGAUGACCCGGAGACUGGCACAAGGCGACUCGCCCGAUAACAGGUCCGGCCGCUGGAGCAGAUGGCAGAAAAAGACGUGGGCGCUCUUUGAGGACCCGUAUUCCUCAAAAUACGCACGGUGGGUAGCAUUUGCAUCUUUGUUCUUCAUUUUGGUGUCCAUAACCACAUUCUGUUUGGAGACUCAUGAGGCCUUCAAUCCCAUCAUCAACCGCACAGAGACUUACAUGGUGGGAAAUGAAACACGGGAGCGUGUCUUUCCUGAGACGGAGACUAUGGUGCAGUUAACCUACGUUGAGGGUGUCUGCGUUGUGUGGUUUACUUUUGAGUUUCUAAUCCGAGUGACUACCUGUCCAAACAAAUUAAAAUUUGUCAGAAAUGCCCUCAACAUCAUUGACUUUGUGGCCAUCCUCCCCUUCUACCUGGAGGUAGGGCUGAGCGGACUCUCCUCCAAAGCAGCAAAAGACGUGUUGGGUUUCCUCCGUGUGGUGCGAUUCGUUCGAAUUCUCCGUAUAUUCAAGCUGACGCGACACUUUGUGGGUUUGCGGGUACUAGGGCAUACGCUCCGUGCCAGUACCAAUGAAUUUAUCCUCCUCAUUAUUUUCCUUGCACUCGGAGUCUUAAUCUUUGCCACUAUGAUCUACUAUGCUGAACGUUUUGGAAGAAACCUCAACGAUCCUGACGCCAGUAGUGGCACACACUUCAAGAACAUCCCCAUUGGCUUCUGGUGGGCUGUGGUAACAAUGACAACCCUCGGCUAUGGCGAUAUGUACCCUCAGACGACAUCCGGCAUGCUGGUGGGCGCACUGUGCGCCCUGGCAGGUGUGUUGACGAUUGCCAUGCCUGUACCUGUAAUUGUGAACAACUUCGGCAUGUACUACUCCCUAGCCAUGGCGAAACAAAAACUACCAAAGAAAAAAAAUAAGCAUAUCCCACGAGCACCUCAACUGGGGUCUCCCAACUACUGCAAGUCAGUGAUUAACUCCCCGCGACCCAGCACCCACAGUGACACAUGCCCCCUGGCACAGGAAGAGGUUUCCGAGAUCAGAUACCAAGAUUUUAAAGUGAACGGGGAGGCGUCCAAAGCUGCCCUGGCCAAUGAGGACUGUCCUCACAUCGACCAGGCGGUGUCGCCCGAGGAAGUCUUCAGCCCCGUGGACCGCGAGAGACCCUGCUUCCUGCUCACCUCCGGAGGAGAACGAGCCAAUCACAAGGGGGGGAGAGUCAGGAAGGGUUAUGAAAAGCCAUGGAGCCAUAGCAGCAUGUCUGGAGGCGUGGCCUCAGUGUCGGCCCUGCCCUGCAGCCCGCCCUGUCUCAUGCAGCAGGUCCACUCUCCCAUCCCAUCCAUCCUGUAGCAUGGACAGCAAAACUAACCAAUCAGAGGCCCUCGCUCCGCAGUGCUGCGCUGAGACGCCUGCACACACUGUGUACCAUCCAUCUCUCAUUAAACUCUUUUUCAUUUCUUCACUUCUUCUCGUUCCUCUUGCCUUCUCGCUUCUUCUGCUUCUCCUUCUUAUUUCCUUUCUAAUCCUCUGCUCUUCUCCCUUUUCCUCUUCAUUUUCUCCUUCCUAUUCUAUUGUCUCUUUUCCUUCAUCUUCCUCUUCUUCUCGCUUCCACAUCCUCUGCCCUUCUCCUUCCUCUUCCCCUCCCCUCCCCUUCAUCUUCAAUUUCUCUUUCCUCUUUUCCUAUCUUCUCCUUCAUCUUCCUCUGCUACUUCCCUUGUCCUUCCUCAUCUCUUUCUUCUCUCCUUCCUCUUGCUUCAUCUCCCACUUCCUUUUCUGCUCCUUCUUAUUCUCUUUUCCUUCCUCACCCUCUGCCCUUCUCCUUCCUUUUCCUUCUCUCCUUCAUCUUCCUUUUCAUUCGCUCCAUCCUCUUCCUCCUCCCCUUCUUUCAUCUAUUUUUUCUUGCUACUUCCACUCUUUGCAUUGUUCUUCCUCCUCUUUUCCUGUAUUCUCCUUCAUCUUCCUCUGCUACUUCCCUUGUCCUUCCUCAUCUCUUUCUUCUCUACUUCCUCUUGCUUCAUCUCCCACUUCCUUUUCCGUUCCUUCUUAUUCUCUUUUCCUUCCUCAUCCUCUGCCCUUCUCCUUCUCUCCUUCAUCUUCCUCUUUUCAUUUGCUCCUUCCUCUUCCUCCUCCCCCUUCUUUCAUCUAUUUUUUCUUGCUACUUCCACUCUUUGCCUUGUUCUUCCUCCCCUUUUCCUCUUCCUGUGACCUUCCUCCUCUCCUCUCCUCCUUCCCUUUUUUCUAUUCUUGUCUUCUCUUUCUUUUCUCCACAGUUUCUCAUCUUCCUAUGCAGGAGUCUCAUCUGACCUCCCCCCCACCCCCACCACCUUCUCUAUGCGGUCUCAUUUCUUUCCUCACUUUAGAUUUUCUGCACUUUCAUUCUUCCUCUUCUCUCUCCUUCAUAACUCCUUUUUUUCCCAAACCCUGAGUGUUUUAAGCUGUGGUUUUCAUUAGGUGCUAUUGGACACCAUUGAAAAGGAAAAAAAGAUGAGACAAUGGCUAUUUCAUAUAUGAUAUAAGAUAAAGUUAGUUUGAAGUGACACUAAACAAUCAUGAUUCUAGUGAUGCACACGUCACCAACAUAGAAACUUGACUGAAGAAACCUCAUUUGCAUUUGCAUGCCUUGCAUGGGAAACUAUCUGAGAAAACAAUGUAAGUUUAUUGAAAUAUGUAAGAAAAAUUGUGUUUUUUCAUCCAAAGCUUCUUUAAAUAUAUCUGAUGCAGAGUAUGAUAUCAUUUACGAUGACAUACAAUAUAUGUAGCAAUUGUUUUUUUAUUUUUGCAAACAUUUUUUGCCUUUCCCCAAACUAUGAUCUCUGGUGUUUUUUAAACACCCUGUAUCUAUUAGUAGCAGCAACUGAGUCGACCAUUCGACUUUUUGACGAACAAUUAAGAUGCAAAUAGUGAAAAAAAAAAAAAGCACUUUAACUUUUUCUCAAACAGAGCAGGCAAAUUUAAAUAGCGGAAUUUCAAUUACAAUACCAGCUAUUAUAUAAAUAAGUUUUAUUUUCACAAAAAAACCCAUAUUUUUCAUAAAUUCUGUUUCAAAUGUGAUUUUUCUGGAAUACAUACAUGUGUAUAUCACAUUUGUAAACGUGUAACACUGUAGCAAAUCCCACAUAAAAUAUACAAUAUAGAUGUAUCGUGCAGUUGACAGAAAAAAAAAAAAAACGUCUUUUGAAAAAUAAAAUAAUCAGUGUGCUUUUGGGAUUACUUGGGGAGAGGUAAAUGCAUGCACUUUUAUGCAAAAAUACAUAUGCGAAUGACAAAACUGUAAAUAUGAACCUUGCAUGAAAUAAAUUUUGUAUCCAAUCUGUAUAUAGACUCUGGUUUUCUUUGACAGAACAUGCAUACAUGACUCCCCCGGUUGCUUGGCAAUAAGCUGUGCCUGUAUUGUGAUGUCUCUUUGAUCUUUCACCCUAUCUUUAUCACCGAGCUGUUUUUCCUGGCAGCUAUUUUUGGACUUUACAGUCUGUAUUUAAAGUUGCAAUUAUGCACCAGUGUCACUAGCUCAUAAUUCAAUCCUGGUAAAAGGAUGCACAAUCACACUUGGAUCUUAAAAGGUCGGAAAGGUCAAAGAGAGAGCGUGUGACCUCCCGGGGGGAUUGAAACAGGAGAGCCGAGGCAGGACUAGCGGUGAUCGUGCCCUGUUUCGCACACCGGUAGCAUGCCACAAGUCAUUAACCGAGCAUGUCACACCAUCCCACUGCGUACAAACCCAAUCACAGCAUGACCUGAUGAGUUAAUCGUAUUAACAAUAACCCGUAGACUUACACCGGAUCUGAAUGAAUGCAGCAUGGGAAAGUGCAUGGUAAACCCAGAGUUUACCAUGAGCCUGUAAAGAAUAGUCAUAGUCACCUGCUUGACAGACAUCACCCUGUUUGCUUGCACGGUUCGAGGGACAACAAUCCCGCCAAACUUCUUCAUCCGCCCACCCCCCUCCCCCAUGUUUCUGUGCCGUUCGUUUGGUGUAUUAAUAUGAUUUUCCUUGUUGUUUGUUGUUGUUGUUUUCUCUUCGUGUUUUUUUAGAGACCCAGCGCGCCAACCGAAGCAGACAACCAACCGAGUCAGUGUGUGUAAUGAACCAUGGUGUACCAACCACUAUGUGUGUCAACCAUAAAGCCACACCCCCCACCUGAUAGUACCGUAUUUAGCGCGCGUGUGUGUGAGUGUGUGAGCGUGUGCUGUGUGUUUGUUGUAGAUUAGCACUUCUCUUCCGAGUUGUGACUGAGAAUUAAUUCAGCGUAGAUGUAGCACAGUAACCAAGAGAAGCUGUAGUUGUUCAGCCGUAUGUAGCGUUGUUCCGUUCGUGAUUUAUUGUGCUGUCGUGCUGUGCCAAGUGCCUGUUAUUUUCCCGUUUGUGAGUGUCAGUGUUGUACUUGGUGCUUGUGUGUGUUAGAGUUGUGAAAACAUGACCUUUCUUUCUUUCUCGUUGAAGUGUUUGUUUUAGGUUGUUUAAAUGUUGUAAAAAUGUUACUCCAGUCACUAAUCACAUUUCAGUGGGAAAAAAGAAAAAAAAAGAAAAAAUCCACGAGCUUUGUGAUCAUGUUCGAGUAGGGAGAGAAAAUGAGCAAUUGUUUUCCCGUAUUUUGUACUAUUGUAGUUACCAUGUAGAAAAUGCCUUUUGCACUGUUUGCACCGUUCACUUUUUACAUUCCUUUCUGUAGAACAAAUGGCAAUUUGAUAUAUUUUGUAGCUCACAUGUUUGGCUGGUAACUUUAGAGAUGCACCGCGUACUAAUCAGACGCGACUAAUCAGGCUCCGCCCACAAUGAAAUCUCACAGAUUCAAAAUUGUACUUGUCUUAAAUAUUUAUUUUUGACGAUUUAUAUGCGUCGAUUGUGUUCUGAUUGGCUGUGAAAAUAUGUAGUGGCUGAAAAUUUGAUUAAAUACUACCGUGUAUUGUGCAUGUUAUUUUUUGACAGACAAAAGGUUACAUUUAUUUUGUUGAGUUUUGAAAAUCAAGUUCUAUUUGAACUAGGAAAGGAGUGGUUUUGAUGCACAAAGUUGUUUUUAUUGUCUCUUAUAUCAAAAAUCUUUUAUUUAAACCUGUUGUAAAUAUUAGUCAAAAAUCACUUUUUAAACCUGCCCCAUCGAUUGUGUUCUAAUUGGCUAUGAUUCAGCAUAAAAAGACGCUGUUGCUGAAAAUUGUAUGUGUCGCGCCUGGUUGGAAUGCGGUGUUGGAUUUGAAGGUAAAAAACUAAGGCUUGUUAGCACAUUAUUGGGACCAAACUCAGAAUUUUUGAAUAAAUGGCAACACCAUCAUUGAGUUUGAUGAGGAAAAUGUUUGAUAAAUGCUUAGUUUGCAUUUGAAACUUCAGCCUGAACAUACAAGCUAUUUUGAAAGCCACAUAUCAUGGAGGUUUUCGUAGACACCAUCAAAAGAGACAAUCCUGCACAGAACAACAACACAACUCUUUACAGAGAACAUACAGGGUUUAUGAUGGAAUAAACGAAAGGAACCGAUACUGUGUCUUAAGUUUGUUUCGACAUUUAUUUUUCAUUAUUGUGAAAAUGUGAAGUAAACCCAAUUCUUUGGGACCAAACUAACGCACUGCCAGUUGUAUCACGGGAAAUGUCGACGUUGGGUCGUUUCCUUACAAUAUGCUGGACUGUUCAAAGACCCAACCACAGCAGAGCACAAACAACAGUAUAUAAUAAAACCUCCAAAAGGUUCAGUCUUUAUGACUGCAUAGUUUUUGGACACAGAAAACAUCGAACUUCCUGGCAAAAAGCGGCAUCCCAAACGUUUGUGCUGUUUUGUGAGACGUUCCUUGUGUUUUUCAACACACUGCAGUGCAUAGUAUGGAUAGUUAUCUAAAACCAGGUGGUGUUUUCAUUGAUGGUUUGAGUUGACAUUGUUAAGGCAAUUUUGUGUCUUUUUCUGGAGAGAGAAAAAAAAAAAAAAAAGCACUGAAAACAAAAUAAUGACAAUAAAAAGCACUAAAACACAGAUUUUGUGUGUUUUGUGGGUUUUUAAGCUUUGUUUUAAGGCAGUGAAAAUAAUUCUACAAUAAUUCUAAAA
Messenger RNA from Onychostoma macrolepis, 7191 nucleotides. RefSeq names its product potassium voltage-gated channel, Shaw-related subfamily, member 1b (gene kcnc1b). Bases 721 to 2520 code for a protein of 599 amino acids. The transcript is spliced from 4 exons. Gene Ontology annotation, biological process: protein homooligomerization; potassium ion transmembrane transport. The record is from RefSeq and is a predicted model, not a curated record. Gene Ontology annotation, cellular component: neuronal cell body membrane; voltage-gated potassium channel complex; axon. Lineage: Eukaryota; Metazoa; Chordata; Actinopteri; Cypriniformes; Cyprinidae. Gene Ontology annotation, molecular function: delayed rectifier potassium channel activity; protein binding.